CAGGGAACUGAUCCAGUCCUAGUUCUACGCCGUGGGUAUUCAUAGCGGCUGUAUAUGCUUUACCUUGCAGUGUUCCUAGUCUGAUGCUAAGUCUAGGAAGAGGAAUGAAUAUUCAAAAAUUGCGAGAUUAGUUUCUCCAAGUGGUUGAUAGCCUUCCAUACCUAGUCCAUAGGUGGGAGGGUGACACCAACCUACAGCACUGACAUAACUGGUGCGGGCCGCCAGCCAAUUAAUUACUGGGCGGCGUCCCACCCCAACUCUUUUUGAUUACCUAGGUACCGGUCUGUUCGGGACAAACACCAAGAGAGGCCACUCAACAUGGCGAGAAUAGCAUCCCGUCUUCGCAUACCAAUUGGUAUCCCAAAUUUCGCCCCCGUCAGACAGCCUAGGUUUGUGUUGCGUGCAAAAUCAAGCAUGACGCGGCCCAAGUUUUCGGCAGGCUCCGAUGAAGAGGCCUUGGAGGAGGCGCUGUCGGGAAUGCUCUCGAACUCCGGCGCGAACUCCGGCGGCCGAUGGGCCAUGACAUCCACCGGCGAGGGUCUUGAGAGGACGUUCAAGUUCAAGACCUUUGCUAGGACUUGGGAUUUCAUGACAGCAGUGGCCUUGCAGUGCAAGCUCAAGAACCACCACCCAGAGUGGUCCAAUGUGUUCAACACAACCUUCAUCAGAUGGACAACCCAUCACCCGAAUGGCCUAUCAGCCAAGGAUAUCGACAUGGCCGCACUAUGCGACUCGCUCGCCAAGGACUUUGGAGAAGUCGAGGAGACUCCCGUGAACUCGCCCGGCGGCGAGAUGCAGACUCUGGCCAACAAGGCGGUGUCAUCCUCGGGCGACUGCUGUAAGCCAAAGGCUUAAGUCGAACUGUAACCUUGGGACGGUCCCGACAGAGGUAGCAAACACGGCAGAUACUGUAAACACAACGAUUUGUACUUCUUUGUAUUAUUAGUCUAAUUAAUAUAGUGUAUCAUCAUAGCAACCGCCACGGCUCAAUAUGUACC
Molecule: messenger RNA, 998 nt
Organism: Phialemonium atrogriseum
Lineage: Eukaryota; Fungi; Ascomycota; Sordariomycetes; Cephalothecales; Cephalothecaceae
Product: pterin 4 alpha carbinolamine dehydratase-domain-containing protein
Exons: 3
Coding region: 319-855 (178 amino acids)
Biological process (GO): tetrahydrobiopterin biosynthetic process
Molecular function (GO): 4-alpha-hydroxytetrahydrobiopterin dehydratase activity
Source: RefSeq, a predicted model, not a curated record